Molecule: messenger RNA, 333 nt
Organism: Racocetra persica
Lineage: Eukaryota; Fungi; Glomeromycota; Glomeromycetes; Diversisporales; Gigasporaceae
Source: the annotation of a GenBank genome assembly
AAUUUGGCCGACCUUCUCCUACCAGAAUUAAUCCCCUGGAUGCACCUAAUGACUUUUUUCGCAUUCGUUUAUGUUGUACUUUGCUUGACACUUGCGGAAUGUGUUUUGAUAGAGGUAGUUCAAAGAAAAGGCUUGAGGAUUUCUUGGUGUUUUUCCAGAUGUAUAUUUUAACAAAACAAAGAUUAUCUAUGGAUAUUGAAUUCAUGAUUGCUGAUUUGUUCGAGAUGUUAAGACCAAAUAUGGUCUUGUAUAAAACAUACGAAGAAGCAGCUGAGGAAGUGGAUCAAAAAUUAUUACUUAAUCAAAAAGCUUUUCAACAAGCGGUAGGAGAAG